AUGAAAGAAUAAGGCAGGUAUAGUAAAUUAAGUGAGGAAGAAGCAGCUGCUUAAUUUGAGUUAAGGUACUGAUUGUGAUUUACUUAAGAAAAUAAUAAAUUAUGGGCAAUUUGCUUGAAUAAUACCAGAGCAGCCAUAAAAAUAAAAAGACAUCUAAAAUAUCAAAACCAUAAGAAAUAAAUUAAUAGGAAUUCAUUGUGUUCAAUCCAAAGAAACCAUUAUCAAAGAAUCCUAGGCAGAAAUAAAAUCAAUUGAAACUUGUUAAAGAAGAAUCUCCCCAAUAGAAUUCUACUCCUACUCCAGAAGUAGAAGUAGAAUAGAUUGAAUAAAUUGUGGAGCCAACUCCUAUUGAAUAACAUCCCUCUAUUGUUAAAAUAGAUAGUGCCAACUUGAAAAAAUUAUUGUUGAAAGAUAUUGGUAAUAUAGAUUUGGAAAUAAAAAGAUUAACAAGAGAAACAAAGGAUUUUGAAAUGGAUAAAUUAGCAAAUAAAUCAUAGUUUUCUUAUUAAUCUUAAAGCACCAAAGAAGUUGCUUCUAGGAACAAUCCUCGAUAAACUUCAUCAUAAUAAUAAUAAUAAUAAUCAAAAGUAUACUAUGAAUUAAGAUAAAGACCAUCAAGUAAGGAAUCUCGUAUUUCUGAUUCAUCAUAUACAAAAAAAGCUGAAUGUUUCAAAGGAGUUCUAAGAAGCUCAAGCUUAAAAAAGCUACCUUAAUAAUAAUAAUAAUAAUAAUAAUAAUAACAAUAAUAAUAACAACAGGAAUAAAAAUAAAAUUAAAAUUUAACUUAAUAAAAACAGGUAAAUGAAAAAUAAUCUAUGAACAAAACAGUAACAAUAGAAUCAGAAAAUAAAGAACCAACUACUAAUAAAAUUUCAUAAAGUGAACGCAAAGCUCCUAGACCAAUGAUAUAAAUUAAUCGAAGUUAAUCAAAAUAAGAUUCCCCUUAUGUUGACAAAAAAUCAACUCCUCCUGUAAAAGCUAUGUUGAAAGUAUAAUUUAAUUCAAUUCCAAUUGGAUCUUAUUCCACUAAAAAUAAUAGUGCAUCUUAUGUAUCAUUUAAUAAAUUAUAUAAGUUUCAUCACCAUAAAGAAUCUUACAAUAGUUAAACUAGUUUUUAAAAAAAUAAAUGCGUUGAAGCAUAAAUUGAAGAAGCAUUUUAAUUAUACAAUAAUCUAAAGUUUUUAAUGUAGAGCAAAUCUAGUGUUUUAUAGGUCAGAAAAGAUGGAAAUCAGAUGCCUAGAAAAACAGUUGAUUUUUUUGUAAUUAUUUGUUAUUUAUUAAUAGUAACAUAAAGAAAUAGCUAAACCAACUUUAUUCUGA
This is a messenger RNA of Paramecium pentaurelia, 1320 nucleotides long. Lineage: Eukaryota; Ciliophora; Oligohymenophorea; Peniculida; Parameciidae. The record is from the annotation of a GenBank genome assembly.